AUGAAUUCAAUUUAAGAAAAAAUAUCUGCAUUAGAAUGGCAUUAAAAGUAAAACACCAUAAAUAUACCUAAAUCUUUAAUCAAUCAAUUAGUUCUAAAUUUCUUUAUUGUUGAAGGAUAUAGAGAUGCUGCAAUAGAAUUUUCUAAAGAAGCUGGUAUCUAAUGUAAUUCAAUUAUUAUAUUUUUUUAAUUAGUUUCAACUUAAGAAUUAGAUUAAAUGAUAGAAAGAAUAGAAAUAAAGAAAAAUAUUUUAAAUGGAGAUAUUGACUCAGCGUUGGAGAAAGUGGUUCAUAAAAAUAAUAAUUUAAUUCUUUUAAAAUUGAAAACACAAAAAUUAAUAGAACUCAUUAAAUAAAAUUAAAUUGAUCAAGCUAUUAAAUAUGCUUAAAGUGAAAUUAUAUCAUUUUUACCAGAUUAAGUAUAAACUAUAUUCUUAAUUAGCCUUAAUUAGUUGAGGAAAUAGAAAAAGCAAUUACUUUAAUUGCCUUUUCAGAUAUAAAAAAGAAUCCAUUAAAUCAUUUGCUUUAAAAUUCAUAAAGAAUUAAAGUGGCUAGUGAAAUUAACUAACAUUUAUAUAAGGAUAAUUUAGGAAAUGAUGAAGCUAAGUUAAGAACAUUAAUGAAAUUAUUAUAAUGGGCAUAAGAAUAAUUAACGUCUGAAAUUUAGUAUCCUUUACUUGUAGAAAUAUCAAAAGGAUAAUUCUCUAAAGAAGUAUGA
Paramecium sonneborni is the source of this 716-nucleotide messenger RNA. The record is from the annotation of a GenBank genome assembly. NCBI's taxonomy places the organism in Eukaryota, Ciliophora, Oligohymenophorea, Peniculida, Parameciidae.